AUGGGGGGGUUGAGUUUUGAAAGUUGGUUAAAUUAGAAAAACUUUUAAAAUUAAAUUAAAAGUAUUGAUGCAGGUUUAACAUUUAGGGCAUUUCUAUUAGAUUUCUUUAGCGAUUCGCUAAUGUAAAACUAUUACCUUAGAAUAAUAGUAUAGUAAUAAUAACCUUUAGAAAUUAAAAAAUAGGGUUUUCUUUUUAGUGGUAAAAUUUGUUUUACUUCGGUCUCAUGGAAGCCUCUCAGACCGUAAACCAAAAACAUCCCCGUGGAAUCUCCCAAAUAACUUUCCUAAUCCUCUCAGCUUUCCUAACUUUCCUAGUCUCUCGCCCCAUGGAUUCGAAGGUCUGUGAUUGAUGGGUUCUGAAGUUUUGAAAUAUUGUAACAUUUUUUAUUAAAAUACCAGACGGCUAUACAAUAGCAACAAAAAUCUUUAAUUAAAAAUGUACCUGAUCAUGCACAUACAAUUGUAUUGACAUUUUUCUGCCUUUUUGUUCUGCAUGUUUUCUGUGGAUCCUGGUUAAUUAGAUGUAUGAAUCUAUAACUUAACACUAACUUAACACUAGAAAUAACAUUUGUCGUUUGAUCCACCAGAUAAUGCCAUUAAUCCCUUCGUGUUAUCAGCCACUACUGUAUCAAGCACUUUCAUGUUGCUCUUGAAAUCGAAAUUUAAGGCACAACCUUAGAGAUGCCAUCCUGAUUUCAUAUUAAUUCACUCCAACUGUUAGCACGCAGGGAGCUCUUCCCAGCUAUUUGUCCUGGAGGAGCCCAGGGUGCCCUUUUGAUCAUUUCAGUCUCUCUCUGGUACAAUAGUGCUGAUUGGCUGAACAAGUAAGAAAAGGGAAAAUCUUUAAUUAAGCAGAUAAUCUCUUGUUGGGAUGAGAGGAGCUCCAUUUCAGAAACCCUUGGCUCACACAUGAGACCCCCAGCCUCUAAAUUCUGGAUGUAGGUUAUAUAGCGCUCUUGCAGACCCCACUGCUUUCCAAGGUGAAGAAAAGUCUGCCGGUCCUCUCUCAGGAUGUUCAUGGAUUUGGAAGUUUAUUAUUACACUUUCAUCCUGAUGGCUCACAUGAAGUCUUGCUGCAGUUGGUCAGUGAAUAAUUUCCUGAUGACUGGCCCAAAGGCCUACUUGAUCUACUCCAGCAGUGUGGCCGCAGGAGCACAGAGUGGUAUUGAAGAGUGCAAGUAUCAGUUUGCGUGGGACCGCUGGAACUGCCCAGAGAGGGCUCUUCAGCUCUCCACCCACAGUGGACUCAGAAGUGCAAACAGAGAGACAGCAUUUUUCCAUGCUAUAAGCUCUGCUGGAGUCAUGUACACCCUCACCAGGAAUUGCAGCCUCGGUGACUUUGACAGCUGCGGUUGUGAUGACACCAGGAACGGCCAACGAGGAGGCCAGGGAUGGCUAUGGGGAGGCUGCAGUGAUAACGUAGGAUUUGGAGAGGCAAUCUCCAAGCAGUUUGUGGAUGCGCUGGAAACCGGACAGGAUGCACGAGCUGCCAUGAACCUGCACAACAAUGAAGUAGGACGCAAGGCAGUAAAAGGAACCAUGCAGAGGACGUGCAAGUGCCAUGGAGUGUCUGGAAGCUGCACCACGCAGACCUGCUGGCUCCAGUUGCCAGAGUUUCGAGAGGUGGGCAACUACCUAAAGGAGAAAUAUCACAGGGCUCUGAAGGUGGACCUGCUGCGUGGCGCAGGUAACAGUGCUGCCAGCCGUGGAGCGAUUGCCGAGACAUUCAGCUCUAUCUCACGUAAAGAACUGGUGCACUUGGAGGAUUCCCCUGACUACUGCUUGGAGAACCGCACUCUGGGUUUGCCAGGCACAGAGGGCCGUGAGUGCUUGAGGAAGGGCAAGAAUCUAAGCAAAUGGGAGAAGCGGAGCUGCAAGCGGCUAUGCGGAGACUGCGGCCUGGCUGUAGAGGAGCGCAGGGCUGAGACUGUGUCCAGCUGCAACUGCAAGUUCCACUGGUGUUGUGCUGUCAAAUGUGAGCAGUGCCGUAAAACUGUCACCAAGUACUACUGUGUUAAGGGGACCAAGAAUGAUAGUGCCAGCCGCAGGAAAAGCUAUCGGUUAAAGAAGAAGCACUAGAGAUGUCCUGAACUGUUUGCAGUGGUGGCCUAGCAGAUAGUUGUGCUUGCAGAUGCGUUUGUCUCAGAAAACAUCUUUAGCUUGUGAAUGAAAGAACUUGUGAACUCUAAAGGUACAACUGAACAUUACUGGAGCAAAUAAAAAAAAAUAAAUAAAAAAAAAAAUAAAAAAAGAAUGCUUUAAUGGAAGUCUAGAUCUCCAGAGCUGAUAUUAUAAACACUUGCCUCAAGCAUUUCAAAAUCACUCCUAUACAUCUUUCUACUUUAAGCACUGAACACCACAUCUAACUAUUAUAUAGCACAAUAGACUGUAAAUAACCCAUUUUUGAGAUUUCACCAACAGGGAUGUAAUUCACUAGAUAAUUUAUUGGAAUUUUCGUACACAAAGGUUUUUUUUUUUUUAUUUAUCAUCGGGCCACAUUUGGAUUAAUUUCUUGCUAAAUGUUUUCUUGUCUGUUUCUGCCUGUUUUAGCAUUCUGAUAAUAGUUUUGUCUUAUCAGAGACUGUAUAUGAACUGUAAAUAAGAGGAAGCACUUUGUAUAUUGUUAAUUUAUUGCACAGACACUAUAGUGCUCUUUUUCUAUGAUAGUUACUUUCUAUGUUGCCUUUUUUCACAUUACUUUCAUAAUUAAAC
Molecule: messenger RNA, 2712 nt
Organism: Myxocyprinus asiaticus (Chinese sucker)
Lineage: Eukaryota; Metazoa; Chordata; Actinopteri; Cypriniformes; Catostomidae
Product: protein Wnt-8b-like
Exons: 6
Coding region: 1012-2079 (355 amino acids)
Biological process (GO): multicellular organism development; neuron differentiation; canonical Wnt signaling pathway
Cellular component (GO): extracellular region
Molecular function (GO): frizzled binding; cytokine activity
Source: RefSeq, a predicted model, not a curated record